UAUACUUCUCUCAUUAUUUUGCAACCAGUAUAUCUCCAUGAUCCUCAUGGUAGGCUUCAUAGUCUACAUGCCUAUGUUGAUCCCACUGUAGAAUACUUUGGUUCGGACCAUCUCCCCUAUGCUCUGACAGCUCUUGUCCUCAGUUUUGCCUUGAUUCUGAUUCCACUGCUGCUCCUCUUUCUCUAUCCUUUGAGGUCAUUUCAGACCUUUCUGAACAACCGCCAGUGGCAGUGCACCACCCUGCACAUAUUUGCAGACUCAUUUCAAGGUUGCUAUAAGGAUGGGACUAAUGGUACUAGAGACUAUCGCUGGUUUGCUGGACUACAUCUUCUACUGAGAUUCAUCAUUGUGUUUUGCUAUGACACUUCAAAUUAUUACAGGGUGAAUGCUGUCCUUAUGGUUAUCAGUAUUGCGCUGUAUAUGGUUCUACUAGCGAUAUUUCACCCGUACAAGAAGCACCUGCACUUGAGGUACGAUAUGCUUCUCCUCUUUGGCCUGUUGUUGUGGUGCACUGCUCUCCAAGUGUCUGUGAUGCAGUUUGAUUCAUUUGAUGAGUACGACUUUGCCAUGCACCUGUUUCUCUUAGUUUUGGCAGCUCUCAUUCCGUCUGUUUUCUUUGCCGGGAUCAUCCUCCGAUGGAUCAUAGGAAAGAAAUUGCACUAUUGCAUGAUGCUAAGGUUAAGACGAAUGAACUCUUUGCGUGGUUCAAUGAGGCCUUUCAAUAAUAGACCUUUGUUUACUGACGAUGAUGACGAGAAUUCUGGUGUUGACACGUAGUGGAGGAUUUUGGGAGUUUGAGAAUCCUUUCAGUGUUGUUACUUUAGGAAAGUGACUAUGUGUUGUGUUGAUAGUGUUUCUCCCAACAAUGUAUGCAUUUGUUCUUUAGUCUACGUUUACCUUAAGAAAUGUCUACAUCAAAAGUGUUAUUAUAGUCAUCUUGUUUUUCAGUGCUAAACUUAAUAGUUUUUGUAUCAUGCUUAGACUGCAUUACAUUAUAAAACAUUCAUUGCACACCUUGUAACUUCAGUCAAAAAUCCAACUGUAAGGUGGCCACUAUAGCUGGUAAUGAGGAAAUUUCUGGGUCAUCUAGCUACCACCUGACUGCUUUUUUUUUCAAUGCAGAGCCUAAGAAAUAAUUAUGUUGUUUGGGUGAGUGUUACCAGACAUAAGACGCAAUGUUUUACACACCUGAUGAAAGUUUCAAAACUUUAAAGUA
Molecule: messenger RNA, 1216 nt
Organism: Geodia barretti
Lineage: Eukaryota; Metazoa; Porifera; Demospongiae; Tetractinellida; Geodiidae
Source: the annotation of a GenBank genome assembly